Molecule: messenger RNA, 5486 nt
Organism: Lytechinus pictus (painted urchin)
Lineage: Eukaryota; Metazoa; Echinodermata; Echinoidea; Temnopleuroida; Toxopneustidae
Product: cytosolic iron-sulfur assembly component 2A-like
Exons: 6
Coding region: 174-704 (176 amino acids)
Source: RefSeq, a predicted model, not a curated record
AGUCUGUCACUGAGAAAGUCAUGGAUAGAAAUUGAAAAGUUAGACAGACAGACAGACCCUUGAAUGAAACAUCUUUGCCUCGAAUUCCAACCGCAUCAUCAAUGCUCCCCGUCAAUAUUCAUCAAGAUUUCCCCUAAGACUGAAAAUAAGAUUGAGCCUGACAGCCGAGACCAAUGCUGAUGACAUUUCUGAGUGGUGUGUACCUGCUUAAGGUGUUUCUCCAGGGUGGUCCUGGUGAGACGAUGGAAGAGAAGAAGAUGGAACCGUCUAAACCUCCACCAUGUCCCAGCUGGACCACGCAAGAAGAGCUUGAUGGCAUGGCCCUUGAUAUCUAUGACAUCAUCCGAGACAUCCAAGACCCCGAGAAACCAAACACCCUUGAAGAGUUGGAGGUGGUCUACGAGGACGGAGUCACUGUAGCAGCACUUGAGACAGAGGAACAGGGUCAUGUGAUCAAUCUUGAAUUCACUCCAACCGUUCCACACUGCUCCUUGGCGACAUUGAUUGGUCUUUGUCUCAGAGUCAGGUUGGACAGAAGUCUUCCAAGUAAACACAAGAUUGACAUCAUUGUCAAAAAGGGAACACAUGCAACUGAGGAAGAAAUUAACAAACAAAUCAACGACAAGGAGAGAAUAGCAGCAGCCAUGGAGAAUCCCAACCUCCGGAAACUUGUUGAAAAGUGUGUAAGCAUCGAGGAUUAUUGAAGAGAGACCUUGGGCUACAAUUGAAACUCUAGAAUUGCAGGUUUAAGAGCGGUGGUUGAAUUAAGUAGGCGCGUUCGAGUGUUCUGUAGAAACGUAUUGUACCUUGCUAGAAGCGUGUAGAGGUGAACCACCUUCUGACCUGGUCUGAAGCGUACCGAAGCAAACCGUGGCUUGAUGAUGGUGUUAACUCAGGCUGACCUUCACCUUACUAUAUCAGAGUGGCAAGUCAACAAUAUAAAAUGAAAUCAGGGAACGUAGCGAGGUGUAGAGAUUGAUGCCCCCGAGAUAAGCGGAUCUGGAUGCUUUCAAAAUGAACCAUACUGCUUGUACGAUAAGGUACAGUUUUCUUCAAAAAGCUCAUGAAUAUCAUGAAUGUAAGAACAGUGUCCCUUUUGAGCACGAAACUCUUUGACAUCUUCGGAAGGUGGUUUCAGCAGGGUAGAAGCACCGUAGCAGCUGUUUCUGAUCAAAAUAGGUGAUUAAAGAUUGAUCCAAAUUGCAUUUUUGAUUGUGGAAUUGUGGAUCUAGUACAUGACGGGUUUGUUGGAAUGAAUUGGAUACAUUUUUUGCAGGAUUAACCAAAUGUUGUGUCUAUGACAAGAUGUACCCAUGCCAUUAUACAGUGCAUCUCAGAAAAAAAGGAAACCAGGAUUACCACUUCUUUUUUUCUUCAAAGGCAAAUUAAUUAAGAUAUUUCAUUUACAUAAUCAUCUAAUUCAAUUAUUCCUCUACAUUUCGAUAUCUAAUGUGUGACAAACAGCUCACGCAUUAAUGAGCAAGACGAGUUUGAAAUUUUAAUGUAAAAAUUUAAUGUCAAAAGCAGGUCGUGCAGAAAAGUUUAACAAGAUUAGUUUGUGGUACAUCAACUGUGCUUAUUCAACAAUUGACUCAUUAGCAUUUCUUUGUAUUCUUUAAGUUUCUCUAACAGAUCCCUGAAAAUGCAAAUCGUUUCUGAUAGGCCUCAAUAUUCAUUGUUUUUAUUUUGCCAUUCGUGAAUGAUUUGCUAAACUGUUGGUCUUGAAUUAAAGAUGAUAUUCCACUCUUACCAUAAGUAUCAAAUUCACAAGUAAAAACGUGUUAAAUAAUUGUGAAAUUUAUAUCUGAAAACGGGUUGCCUUUUUUGUGGGACGCACUGUAAAAAUGAAAUUGACACGUCAUUCCUAAAUCCUUUGAGAUAUAGCUACAUCAUCCUCUUCAUAUCACCAACCUGGGCCUUUUCUUACAAAGAGUUGCAAUUGAUCUGCUCAACCACAACUAUGGAUACAAAUACAUGUUUGUUCCAAAUGUUUUCUAGAUGUAUAACUCCCACAUUCGUCUUUGUGUUGCCAAUUCAGUGCACUUCCUCUUUGUUAACAAAGGACUUUUUGCAAAUUUUCAGGCAUAAAUAUUGACAAUGAUGGAUUACCUCCUAGUUGAGGUUAAUUGGAUGAAACGCAUCUCUAUGAAGGACGGGACCGCGAUGUUGUAUGGUUGCCAUACUGCUGACCUUCCAUCCUACAGACUAUCUUCUUGGUGGGCUAUAUAUGGAAUGUGAUCGCAACUUGCUUGAGUUAACCCCAUCAAAGUUCAAUUACCCACUAAUGAGCGGGUAGAAGUCUUAGAAUAACAAUAAUCCAUUUUAAUUGGGUUGAACUCUCAUGGACAGUAUCAUGGUGAUACUAGGAAUAUAAAAUAUAAUUAUAAAUUUCUAUUUAUUUCUCCUCUUGUAUAUUCUUUUUUUUUUGUAUGUUGAAAUGCAAAUAGAAUUGAUAUACUGAUCGGACUGAAAUGUAUCAGAGUAUCUUUAUGAUUAAUAAAUUUAUGAAAUGUUAUUUUUUUUAUAUCUGAGGUAACAGCAAAGACAAGUAUAAGGGGGAUCCAAGGCAAGGUUAUCACUGGAGUUUAAAGGGGAAGUCUAACCUGAGAUAAGGUUGAUUUUGAAAUUGCUACCAUUUUGAAUUUUAAAAGCAGAAAGAUGAGAGAAACGUACCAAAUGAAAUUUCAAGCAAAAUCCAUCAAAGAAUUACUAAGUGAAUGAAUUUGUAAAAUUUUCAUUUUAUGACAUCCAUGUAAACAGUUCCCCCAUAUGUCAUGUAACAUAGAUUUUUGUUCAUAAAUCACCAUAUUCUAAAAAAUAUGACAAUGAUUUUGCCUGUUCAUUAAUUAUGCAGUCAGAAAAAUUAUCUUGAACAUGCUUCAAAUUGAGAAAUACAAUCAAGAAUAUACAAUUUAUGGGAUUUUAUCCCUAAAUAUUACCCUCUCCACAAUUUUCAACAUGAACAACCUGCUUUCAUAUAUUUUUUAUGUGUUUGAUGGUUCUGUCUAAUUAUUAACUUUACAUACAUGUAACGGUCUCAAACUUUAUGCGUGGCUAGAAAAUGCUGAAAUUCCUACAAAUACCACACCAUUUUUUUAUGCCGGGAAUCGAACCCGGGCCCCCAGCUUUGAACGCCGGUGCCUUAAACACUAGACCACAGAGACGGGUUGGCUAGGGCGACCCCGAUCCGAUAGACCGUCAGAUAGACAGAUUUUCGACACUAUACCAAUUAUAAUUUCUUUUGUCGGGUGUAGGUGGGUUUUGAACAAUGACAAGCCGCCAUGCCUCAGCUGGAUCAAAGCUACAGUGUAUUGCCUUGAUACAGUACACGUAUGGGAGAAAGUAUACAAAUGUGUGAAAUUAUAUAUGUACAACAGCUUUGGAAACUCUUUUCAUUUAAAUUAUUAGUGAAAGAAUUCCCCAGAGCUAUAUUACAUAUGCCACUUAUUUUCAAAAUGAAAUUGAUCAUGAAAUCUUUUCAAUGACUUGCUAUAGGUAUGUCAUCAAAGAUUUUCCUUUUCUUUUUUUUAAUACUUUUAUCUUGCCCAUUUUUGUAACUUUUGAAAAAUGUAACUAUAGAUCGCAAAGUCGAAGCACGGUUACGCAAUUAUAAAUAUUCUGACCUAUAUGUGAUAGUGGGACCUUCUUUGAAUAAUUUAUCUCUGUUUUUUACUUCACAAAGAAAUUUGUUAAUUUGCAGUAAUACUUUAAAUAAAGCACUUCAUGUAGUGAAGUAUGAAAGUAGAAAAUUGGAGAUCGGGUGUAAGGAUAUUGCCCAGUUUGUAAUAGAAGUCCUCAAUAUAAUUUGUUUCCUAAAAGGGCAAGGUACUGUAUUUUAAUGUUUUUUAUUUAGUAUUCAUGUAAUGAUGAUUCUAAGCACCAUUUGAAGACAUUGAAAUUUGUGAGACAUUUCCUAUUUUUUAGCAAGCGCCAUGAGCACCCAGCUGAGGCGGAUACCGACGCUAUAUAAGAACAAUCAUUAAAGGGAUGGUCCGGGCUGAAAAUAUUUAUAUCUUAAUAAAUAGAGUAAAAUUCAGAGCAAAAUGCUGAAAAUUUUAUCAAAAUCGGAUAACAAAUAACGAAGUUAUUGAAUUUUAAAGUUAUCAAUAUUUUGUGAAAACAGUUAUAUGUACAUCAUGAAUAUUCAUUAGGUGGGCGAUGAUGUCACAUCCCCACUUUCCUUUUUCUUAUGUUAUUACAUGAAAUCCUAAUUGUUUCAUUUUUUCAUACAUGUUUAAAUGAUGGGUCUCCAUUUUGAUGAAAUAAGUUACGGCAAUAAAUAACUAAUGCACUUAAUCAGCUGUCAAUCCAAGUGUUUUAGUUCUUGGUAGAAAAAAUUUGAAUAAACCUAAUUUCAUAAAAUAAAAUACAAAAGAACAAGUGAUCUGAUUUUGAUCAAAUUUUCAGCAUUUUGCUUUGUGAAUUUUACUCUUUUAAUUGAGAUGUAAAUAUCUCGAGCCCGGACCAUCCCUUUAAUGGCAUUUUGAUAGGAUAACAUGUAGUUUGAACAGCCAAUAUUUUGGUGUGUUUUUUUUUUAAUAAAUGUUAUGCAGCAUGUUAUUAAGAGUUGGUAUCUUCAGGAUUUGACUUUUCUCUCCAUGUGCAGCAAUGGUCAAAUAGAGGAGAAAACAAUGCUGGAUUAGCAGAAAAGUUUUUAAUAUUCUGCUCAAACAGUACUUUUUAUAUCGUGAUUCAACAUAAAAUACUAGGUAAGUUAUUUUAAUUGAAAGAAUCAUUCCAAUGAGUUAUGAAUGGAGAAUGUUGGCCCUCUUCUUUUCUUUCUUGAAAUUUAUUUUGCCUGAUUGGAGAAGUGUCGAUUAAAUUUAAAUAAGUCACAUUUUACAACUCCUAGAUGUCUUAAAUUCAUAUUUGCAAAAUGAAAUGAGUGUUUAUAAUCCUUCCAUGGAAAUAUAUUAAAAGCUUAGCAAAGUAUUAUUUAAAAUUCAGUAAACUGUUUUAAUUUUCGGUCAUAUCAAAAGGCACUUUACAAAUGAAAUGUAUUAUCAAAUGCAUUAUUGAGGAAAAUAUUUUGUAUUUAGGUUGCCUGUGUUUGGGUAACCUGACACUUGAGUUUAUUGAGAACAUUUUUCAGUCUGUUUUGUGACAACUAAAAUUAAACAAUAUUACUUCAACAAAUUAUAAAAUCAACAGAAUUCUAGUGCAAUGUUUGGUUAUAAAGUUAAUACAAAAGCUCUUCUUUAGUACAGUUCCAACGUUCCAUAAAUGUUCUGCAAAAAAAAGAGAGAAUAUUUGAUUUUUUUUUUAAUAUUGAAAUACGCUAGACUCUGCAUGAGUCAACCUACUAUACAUGGAAAGUCUUUUAACUCGAAGCAUUGUUUCAGACCAGAAUAUGCUAAACAUACGGGUAACAACAUAAAGUCAAAUUUCUCCUCAGUCAAUGAGAUUUAUGUUGUCCAAGAGAUUUGAUGUAGCCAGAGUCGCCUGUAACUAUUGUAUGCUAUGUAUGUACAUGUUCUUUCCAAUAC